This is a messenger RNA of Nymphaea colorata (pocket water lily), 1998 nucleotides long. RefSeq names its product anthocyanidin 3-O-glucosyltransferase 2-like. Gene Ontology annotation, molecular function: UDP-glycosyltransferase activity. NCBI's taxonomy places the organism in Eukaryota, Viridiplantae, Streptophyta, Magnoliopsida, Nymphaeales, Nymphaeaceae. The record is from RefSeq and is a predicted model, not a curated record. Bases 220 to 1665 code for a protein of 481 amino acids. The transcript has a single exon.
AGCUUUGAUCGCUGAUGCAGUAUUUUUAUUAAUCUUCAAAAAGUUGAAGCUCAACUUUCCUAAGAAGAAGAUGACGGUUGGCAAUCGGCCACAGGGCCCGCCUUGUUCUCAUCUCACAGGAGUGGUUCACAGUUCACUCUGUAAAGUAAAGGUGAGACCCUAAAGCAGGGAUCUGGAACAAUCUACUCUCGGGAGAGACAGAAGGUAGAGACGGAGAGGAUGAAGGCAAGGAAGGUGGUACUCUUCCCCACUCCAGGCGCCGGCCAUAUCGUGGCCAUGAUCGAGCUCGCCAAGCAGAUUCUCCGCCAUUCCUGCAAUACCCUCUCCAUUACCAUCCUCCAGAUCAACCCUCCUUCCGCCUCCCCGCUCAACUCCGCCGCUGCCUCCACCCACGCCCAAGCCGUCGCCGCCUCCGGUCUCAACAUCGACUUCGUGGAGCUCCCACCAACACCAUCCGAUGACGCCCCAGAAGGGGGAGGCCUGAUACCGACCCUGCGCUACAUAGAGUCACAGAAGUCCUCCUUAUCAAAGACCCUCGCCUCGAUCUCUGCCACCGCCACCGUUUGCGCUAUCGUCGUUGACAUGUUCUGCCUCGGCGUCUCAGACGUUCCGGCUGAACUCGGCAUCCCCACCUAUGUCCUCUAUACCUCCGGCGCUGCCAUGCUCGCCUUCCUGCUCUACUUCUCGGAGCUCGACCGGAAACACGCUGGUGAUUUCAGAGACCUGAAGGAGUUCUUGGAGAUUCCAGGUCGAUGCCCGUUCCCUGCUUCUGCCGUACCGGCUCUGAUGCAAGAGAAGAACAACCCGACCUACCGGUGGUUCUUGAGGGCCUCGGAACUUUUCUCCAAGGUGGACGGCGUGCUGGUCAACACCUUCAGAGAGCUGCAGCCCAGACCCAUCAAGGCGUUGAAGGACGGGCUCUGCAAGCCCGGGCUCCGGACACCACCCGAUUUUCCGAUCGGGCCCCUCCUCGGUCUUGGACCCGCAACCGAGUCUCAGGAUCACGAGUGCAUCAAGUGGCUCGACCGGCAGCCGCUGGCGUCGGUCGUCUUCCUCUGUUUCGGCAGCAUGGGCGCGUUCUCUCCGGCGCAGAUCGCCGAGAUCGCUCAAGGGCUCGAGGGAAGCGGGCAGAGGUUUCUGUGGUCGAUUCGCAUCCGGCCAAAGGGCGCUCCACAGUUCUCCGAGCCCAAGGACGUGGACCCGAGCGAGGUGCUGCCGGAAGGGUUCUUGAGACGGACGAAGGAGAAGGGACUAGUGUGGCCGAAGUGGGCGCCGCAAGUGGCCAUUCUGUCGCACCCCGCCGUUGGAGGAUUCGUUUCCCACUGCGGGUGGAACUCGACGCUGGAGAGCGUGUGGUUCGGCGUGCCGAUGAUCGCGUGGCCGCUGUACGCCGAGCAGGGCAUGAACGCCUUCGAGCUGGUGAAUGACUUGGGGCUGAGCUUGGAACUCAAGAAAGAAGAGGAAGGAGGGGAGCUGGUGAAGGGAGAAGAGCUGGAGAAGGCAGUGAGGAGCCUGAUGGAAGGCGAGGAAGGGAAGAAGGUGAGGGAGAAGAUGAAGGAGGCGAAGAACAUGGCAAGAAAGGCAAUGGAAGAAGGAGGAUCUUCGUAUUCGACUCUGGCUUCGUUGAUUCAAAGAUGGACCAAGGAGGGAUCUUGCAAUACAUAGUGCUAUUAUCUCUUACACAAAUUCAGAUACUGAACAAGUUAUCGUCCACAAUUAUAGGUAAAAUAGUGAAAAAGGGUGUACGACCAAAAGAUGUGCUUGUGUUGAAUGUGCUGUCCUCCAGCUGCCUCGUUCGUGGUUCUUUUGUUUUUCUGUCCUCAUGUUCAUAAGGAGGUGUUAAUGCUUUGCUAUUGGGCGAUUAAGUCUCCUUCGAUUCUUGUCUGUAUUGCUAUUAAAAUGCUUUCUGUAUUCUAGAAUGGGGGUCCAACUCUUGAUGUAGACGGCCAGCUACAUUUCUCUACUUCUCUUCAAAAAAAUAUUUUUUUUUUCCAGAGA